Brassica napus (rape) is the source of this 843-nucleotide messenger RNA. RefSeq names its product mitochondrial import inner membrane translocase subunit PAM16 like 2-like. Gene Ontology annotation, biological process: protein import into mitochondrial matrix. The transcript is spliced from 4 exons. Gene Ontology annotation, cellular component: TIM23 mitochondrial import inner membrane translocase complex. Bases 240 to 584 code for a protein of 114 amino acids. The record is from RefSeq and is a predicted model, not a curated record. Lineage: Eukaryota; Viridiplantae; Streptophyta; Magnoliopsida; Brassicales; Brassicaceae.
UGUUAUUGGAUACCAUUAACAAUUCCUUGUGCUUCUUCGUGCUGGUCAUCGGUCUUGGCCGUGUUUCUUCUCCUAACAUUUUUUUAUUACACGAACACGAACCAAAACAACAACAAAAACAAAAACAAAAGAGAACCCUAGAUUGUUCUAUUGUCUUCCUGUCCAGGUUUAUCUCUCUCUCUCUCGUUAACGAAAGAAGCAUCUUUCCGAAAUCUCAAUCGAUCAAUUAAUCAGCUCCAAUGGCAGGGAGAAUCAUUGCGCAGCUCAUUGUGAUGGGUUCUGGUAUAUUGGGUCGUGCUUUCUUUCAAGCCUAUCGUCAGGCUCUUGCUAAUGCGUCUAAAACCGGCGUUGCGCAGGAAGCAAUGCAGAACGCAGUACGUAAAGCAGGAAAAUCCAUUACUGAGCAAGAGGCUAGGCAGAUUCUCGGUGUAACCGAGCAGACCUCUUGGGAAGAGAUAGUACAGAAAUACGACAAGCUGUUUGAGAAUAACGCCAAAGCUGGGAGCUUUUACCUUCAAUCGAAAGUUCAUCGAGCCAAAGAAUGUCUUGAAGAGGUGUACAGGAGCAAAAGUACACCGAGUUAAGACUUUUAUCUUUCUUGUUUUUGUCUUUACAGAGCUACAUUUCUUGCUACAGUUUCAGAUGAUGUGUAAAACUUUGAAAGACGGCCGUAGUUUUCUUCACCCAUUGUUUACUAAUAACGAAGAGGGCUUGCUCUGUUCAGUUAAAUCAGUGUCAAAGAACCUCUUUGAAUUAGAUUUUGCGUGUAUGUUGUAUCUUUCACUCUUGUUUCUGUUUCAGACUUGAAACUGAGAUAUUAAUCUACAGUUUGUUUGUUAUGUA